GUAUAGGUAGCCGGGCACCGCCACCACCACUCGCGCACCCAUCCAAUCAAUAACGUUUCUCUGCCAUGGCAGUGAGCAGCUCGUCGAGGCUAUUCGCAAUUCGCAGUAUCGCAGCUGCAUUUCAUUAGUCGAAUCCUAGAGCACAUUGUUUAUUGUCGAUGGCGCCAGUUCACACAAGUCGUUUUCAUCCCUCGGCGCAGUCGGAGUAAUCUACGUGCGUGUAAGUUUAGUGCCAGUCGUGCUGCCGCCCGCUCUCUAUUGUCUCUCACGCACACACACGCACACAGAAUGUCAAAACAGACCAAGAGCAUCCGACAACGCUAGCAGGCAACCUCGCACUCUCGCAGAAGACGAAUUCGCGCGAAGUGCGCGUCGUAAUACACGCAAGUAGCGACGAGCCCUUCUCGAUGCUCGUGGACAUCCAUCAGUAGCUGACGAAGAUCAUUCGACACCAUGUCCAGGAACGCAGGAGAGAGCAGAAUACCGCUGCCGCGGGCGGUGAAGCCGUCGCUACUGCCGAAACUGCGCUCGCUCGCGCAGCCUAAGAUUGGCAACGCCAAUCACCGUCGUCAUUCCCCGUCGUCCGUCUACCCUCCCAGUAACAAGCAGCAGCAGCAGCAAUCUCCGCACUACGUCUUCGGCAGGCUGCAGCAGCAGCCGGCCACGGCGAAGCCCAACGGCAAUAAGCAGUUCAACGACGAGACGAUCUUCGAAACGCCCAACAAAGCAGAAGAUCUCGUGUGCUCGAAUCAGGUCGAUCUGUCGAUAACGGCCUUGUGGGACGCCGCAAAGGACAAUAAGGAGGCCGAACAUCUGAUGCGCCUUAGCAAUGAGCAGCUCAGCCUCUUUCGCUCACAAGAGGAGCUCGCGCAGGAGGAUCCCGCGUGGCUAAAGCGCCGGCAGCCGUCGUACGAGGAUUUCGAACUGGAACUCGCCGGCAGCCGGCAGCAGCAACAACAGGAGGCGUCGGUGAAGCAGCUCGAGUCGCCGUCGGUCGCCAGCCAGCCGCCACACUACUUGAUGCUGCAGACCAAGCAGAAUUCGUUCGAGCACGACGAGAGCAGUCUUGGUAUUCUUACCCCGGAUCAGAUGACCGACUUCACCGUCGCCCUCGAGUCCUCGAGAACGCCCUCCUGUGAGAACCUUUCGGCUCGCGAACCAACAGCCAAUUUUCUACUGAGCAAGAGCAACGCCGUGGUAGCCGCGGCAGCCCGGCAUCUGGACAUUGUGGCCUCCGCCCCCGAGCCCAUCAGCCCCAACGACAGGAGCCCAUCCUACGAGGAUCUACCCCUGGAUCCUCGGCCUGUGCUGCUGAUCAACGACGACGAGGACAGCAGCAGCCUCUGCGCUGAGGACGAACGCGGGCGAACCCCACUGUCGGCCAAGACCAGCGCCGCCGACUCGAGUGAGACGAGCGCGGCCAAGCCGCUGCCGACUAGCUUCGUCACGUCAGUUACGAGCAUCACUAGCCUCGAGGCUGGCUACCAAGGCGAUGGCGAAAAUUCCAGACCGGCUAGCCGGGGCGCCGAGUCACUGUCACUGCUACCGUCGGCCCUUGGUCUCGUGGUCGGUGGCGGUGGCCUCGGCACGCACGCCGAGCGCAGCGUUUGCAAGCAGGACCCGAUGACCGACUCGGACUUCUUCACGGAGAGCGACGCGGACGAGGUGGUACGCGGUGCCGGCGACCGCCGUGCCCAGGUCAUCGACGGCACCCUCUUUUGUGCGCAGUCGGCCGAGCGCCGCUGCCAGGCCGGCUUCGAGCCCGCCGAGGAGAUGGACUCAUCUGGCAUCUACUCAGAUCUUGACAAACGACAGGACAACACCUCGGGCCUCGAGCCCGAGGAACCCUACGCCGAUGGGGAUCAUGCCACGGAUACUGCCGAUACGGGCGAUACGGGCGACACCGAAAUCUCGGUGAGGAGCCAGCCGUCGCCCCAGGAGACGACGCCUACUCCUGCUCUAAUCACCAAGAACAUGCUGACCCCGGACCCUCUGAACGACACUUUGGAAUCAAAUUCGACCGUUUCCACGGCGGAAGUGACUGUGAUCAAGUGCCAAAAGAAUGAGCAAAACGCAGCGACCAGAAUAAAAUCCAAUAAUUUUAGUAACAAGGAGAAUGCGGCGCCCCUGAAAAAGUACAAAAUGCCAAAACGGAAUGUCAUCUCGAAGAUCAAGACCAUGAUCGAAGCCAAUCAGAACCUACUGAGAGAGGAGACGGAAAGUGAGCCCAAGCGAAUGCAUAGACAGCAGCGCAAAAACGGCCGCUGGGAUGCGGUGAUGAACAAGAUCGAAGCGGGCAAGCAACGCGGCAGGGCCUUCAAGAAGGAAGUCAAGUCACGGGUUCUACAGGGUCUGCCGAACUCCACCACGUCCUCUACUGCUUCGACUUCAUCGACGAGGCACACCACCACUGACACCAACAAGGAUAAGCGGAGAAUGCGAGGCCGACCGGAGACGAGCUAUUCCAACCAGGAAUUGGCUAGAAGUUCGUUGCGUAGCUCCGCUAGCGAUCUCAGCAGUACGCAUAGUAAAGACGCACCGAAGAGACCGACGAGGAAGAACUGCAUCGAGGCCCCGACGCAACUGCAUCAACCCAAUAACAACCAGAUUGGCUCUAAUCUUACUAAGUCAAAAUCGAAUCUCUCGACUCAAGCGAGGAAAGCACCGAGUAUCAAGAGCGUCCAGAGCGUCAACGUCAAGCAGAAAAACACGACGACUAACAAAGUGGCCGAACAGAACCAACCCGCCCGCUUGGCCCACAAGCAACUCUCCGCCGUCAUCCUUAACAACAAUAACAACAACAACAACAACAACAACUGCAGCAGCAACAACAAUAACAGUCAGCAUCAUCGGCAGAGCGAGAGCAUUGGUAACAAUAACAACAACGUCGUGGUGGUCGCCGUCGUAGCCGACGAGCAAAGCAAGAGCCCCGGCGACAGGAUUGAGAGUCGAGAGCAACAGGUCCAAACAGAGGAACACUCGCAAGACUGGAGCAAGAGGACCGAGGAUACGGUGCAGGCCCUCGCCGUCACCGUGCAGUACUUUACGCGCCAGCUGCACCUAGAGGACCUCACGGGCACGCGAUUGCGCCAGCAGCUCAACGCCAUGAAAACUGAGUGGCUCGGCGCGAACUCCGAACUCGAGGCGCUGCGCCUCGACAAAGCCAGCGUCGAGGAGGCGCUCAGUCACGAGAGGAACCAGCAUCUCCAUCGUAUUCAAAAUCUCACACAAGAACUGGAACAGGAGCGCACGCAGCGCUCGAGUCUGGAGAGGCGAUUGCAGGAGGAGCGACGCCAAAUCGAGAGGCUGCAAGGUUGUCUAGAGGAGCAUCAGCGUGAGGAGAAAAUCCUUCAGGAGCGCCAGCAGGUCGAGCAGGAGCUGCAGCCGAGCCGACCUGCCAGCGGUGGCAGCGCGCAGCAACAAGAUUUAAAUAGCCUUCUCGCGGCCGAGGUGGAGUCGCUGCGCACUGUGCUGGAAAUCCGCAGCCAGGAGAGCGGCCAGCUACGCGCCGAGGUCGACCUGCUACGUUGUGAGCUCGACGACAAAGAGCAGCUGCGACUUAAGUGCGAGUCACUGGAGGCGCGCUGCGAGGACCUCAAGGCCCAGCUGAACGCUAAGGAGGAGAGCGACCGGCAACUCGCCCACGAAAACGAGAAGCUCCUCGCCUCCAUUCAUCAGCUGAGCAAGCAAAACAAGCGAUUGUCGCAGCGCAACGAGGAGUUGCUCUGGCGAUUGCGUCAGAAGAACGAGGUUGUCAGCGUGCUCACCAACCAGCUCACCCCGCAGUCUCAGCAACGGCUCUCCAAGUCUCUGCAACCCUCUUCCUCCAACUUCCAGCUAGAAAAUACUACCUGUUCCAUGAAAUACAUGGUGGAGAAAGGCGACUCGGUGUCCUGGACCCUCGACAUCAGCGACAGUUUUGAAACCUGUCACAGCCAAAAUUCGGCCUCAGCAACUCAUCGUCCAUCCUCGUGCUGCUCGUCCUCUAGGCGGCACACCGGCAGCGCAAGCAACGGCUCGUUUGGGCCCAACAGCCGAACGCGCUCAAACAGCACUAGCGUGGUCGAUAGGCCGGCUAAAAGCGCUAAGACCAGCCUAUCCCUCAACGAUAGUCAGGCUGCACCUAACUGGAAACCCAGAGCUAUCAGUCCACUCCUCUCCAGCGUCUCGCUGUCAAACACUCUUACUGAAACUGCCUCUGGGCAAGGACCAAACGCCUGCAACGUCAAGGCUGCGGCGGCGCUGCAAGUGUCUACAGAUGACGACGAUGAUGACGAUGAUGAUGACGACGACGUUGUUAAUGCUGCCGCCGCCGGAGAGCGCGACGAUGAAGUGGAAAGCCUGGGCCAGCGACCGCAAGAGGCAGGAGGCGAGGCCAUGAUCUCCGAGGAGACGUCCACCUCCUCAAGCAGCGAGGACGAGUCCUCGGUCAGUAGCGGCGACAUUCCUUGA
This is a messenger RNA of Phymastichus coffea, 4452 nucleotides long. RefSeq lists its product as uncharacterized. Lineage: Eukaryota; Metazoa; Arthropoda; Insecta; Hymenoptera; Eulophidae. Gene Ontology annotation, molecular function: microtubule binding. The record is from RefSeq and is a predicted model, not a curated record. Gene Ontology annotation, cellular component: cytoplasm; nucleus.